Molecule: messenger RNA, 2421 nt
Organism: Echinococcus granulosus
Lineage: Eukaryota; Metazoa; Platyhelminthes; Cestoda; Cyclophyllidea; Taeniidae
Product: Abnormal cell migration protein
Exons: 14
Coding region: 1-2421 (806 amino acids)
Biological process (GO): signal transduction
Source: RefSeq, a predicted model, not a curated record
AUGGCAGCAAAAUAUGCCGGAUCAGAGGAGACGGUGACCACAAACUCGAAUCUUCGAGCAUCUGCGCUUUUGUUUGAUUCGCGUUGCAACAUAAACUACGGCACUGGUUGUAAUCACGGUCUUGAACGCAAGUGUCCGUCUACGCCUUCGAAUCGGCUGCCUCCCUCCUCCUCUUCCGAGUUCUCCUACUCGGAUCCGCGCCAUCUCGCACGAUCGCCACCCCAUCCGCCGUCGUCGUGGCAGGUGGCCCAGAUAUUGGACAGCCCGUCAGGCCUACCACCACAACAUGACGCGCACCUCUCGACACCGCCGUCCCCUCCUUCCCUGGCAGUCCCAGCCGAAGAGGGUCAGGAUGCCUCCGCCUCCAUCGCCAACACCCUCACUCAAAGCAUUCGCGCCUCCUUCAACCCUCUCAGCUGCAGAGCUCUUUUAAGCGCUCCAAUCAACCACUCUGUUGAUCGUCCUAUUCACCACCAUCGGACGAGGGUUCGUGGCCUUGCGCUUUGCGAUUCCCCUGUCUCAUCACAAAGCAGUUGGACUGGCCUCCCUGCUGUUUGGCGAUUGGUUGAUGGCGCACGCCACCGGGCUGAAAUGUCGCGACCGCUCUUGAUUGCUGCAGAAGCGACUGCUGAAAAUGAUCUCAACUGUCUUCUUCGACAACUAGAGGAGGUGGAGAGCACAAUGAAACAACUGGAGCAGGAUGAUGGAGGAUUCACAAGACGAUACAGUCUUGCCUCGUCAUCAACCACGGAUCCAAACACGGGGUGCAAUCCAAGUCCCGCUCCAGAUGCGCCCGAGCAGGUCACACCUCCGCCUCUAUUCCCGCUUGCGACCAAUGGCCACGGUCACACAAAUAACGCCGAGCAGCGGAGCGCUGAAACAGCCGUGAGGAGACCGGCACUAGUCCCGCGCAGCCUUCCCCUACGCUCGCCUUCCCCAUCGAACACAGACUACGAGUUGGCUGACGAGGCUUCCGUGGCUUUUCUCCUCGCUCCCUCCAUCGUCACCAGCACCAAAAUCACCCACAUGGGUCCGCACGACGGCGAUCUGAUUGAUGAAGCGCCACCGGUGGCGGUGCCCUCAAACGAGGCGCAAUCCAGUCGUCUCUCCUCUUUCGACUCUACUCCCGUCAGGCGGUCCUCUUUGGCUGCCCUUCGGCCACCACUCCCGCCUCCACUCUCACAGAACCCCCUAGCCACCUCAUUGGCCACCACCUGCAGUAGCAACGAGGCUUCCUUCUCCGACAAGUCUGUAUCUGAAUUCCCGGAACUUUCCAACACGCUUAGCCAGGUAGUUGAUUUGGCAGAUCGGCUCCAGUUAAACAAGCUCGUAGUUCGGAUAUUUCGACCAGACAGGACAACAAAGGCAAUUUUGAUUGACCAGCGCAUGGCAGCGGGAGAGAUAGCUUCAAUGCUGAUAGAGAAGAACUUCCUCGAACCAUGCGUCAAACUAUGCCUGGUAGAAAAGGUUCCCUCCCUGAAAGUUGAGCGAGUGUUCGAGGAGUCCGACAUUGUCGCGGAGUGCAUUCUCGCGUGGCCUAUCAAGAGCCAGAACAUGAUCUUCUUCGAGAGUCGGGAUGACCACUUUGGAUUCAUCGAAUCACCCAAAGACUGGCUUGGUGAAACCUACGCCGACGCUCAUGGCUUCCAUUCCAGUGAUUCUGUACAGACAAUGUUGGAGAAUUUCACCUCCUCCGGACUGGCGGAGUGGCACGAUUUCUUGUACAUCCGGAAACCGGGUGAGAAGACCUGGACCAGGAGAAUGUGCGUUCUCCGCAAUUCGGGUCUCUAUGCCACCAAGAAGAACAAAAAGGCUUUCUUGGUGAGCGACCUGGUGCGACUGCUAGCGUUGGACGACAAGUUGCACAUCUACACUACCACCGGUGGGUGGAGUCGAAUGAGGGCGCCCACGCCGCAUGGAUUUGCGCUUAAGACUUAUGCUGCACAAGAUUUCAGCUCGUCUCAUGUGUUCUGCUUUUGCGCUCCGGACGAGAACGCACUGAAGCAAUGGGCCUGCCGACUUCGAUUAGCCAAGUAUGGGAUCAGUCUGCUGCGAGACUACCAAAUAGCCAAGGAACGAGUGAGUAGAUGCCUCAGCGGAGAUCCGCAAACACAAAAAACUGUUGCCGAAAUUAAGCAGUUAACUCGUCAGUCCUCGGUGGAGUGGGCACGUUCCUCGUCGCUCCAGGCGCUGCAACCACCCCUACCACGACCUCAGGCUCCUGGCGUCAACCUUAACCCGGUGAACCAGGUAACGACGGCGCGAACAAUGACUCCGCCCCCACUAGUACAGCAACGCAUCACCCCCCGGACACCGAAAUCCACUACUACGCUCAGACGUCCUCCAGACUUGCUCUUUCGUAAUGGUUACGUGAAGCACCACUCCACUGGCGCCCCAUCACAGCACUUUUACAUUCGAUAG